Messenger RNA from Schizosaccharomyces osmophilus, 1272 nucleotides. It is a transcript of the gene atg15, whose product is annotated as autophagy associated lysophospholipase Atg15. The record is from RefSeq and is a predicted model, not a curated record. Gene Ontology annotation, molecular function: glycerophospholipase activity. Lineage: Eukaryota; Fungi; Ascomycota; Schizosaccharomycetes; Schizosaccharomycetales; Schizosaccharomycetaceae. The transcript has a single exon. The coding region runs from base 1 to 1272 and encodes 423 amino acids. Gene Ontology annotation, biological process: neutral lipid catabolic process; piecemeal microautophagy of the nucleus; multivesicular body membrane disassembly.
AUGUUGCAUUCAUCUUUUGUUUUUUGGAUCACUGUGAUAUCCAUAAUCUCACAAGUUUGUAACUCAUUUCGGAUUUCAGAUGAACAAGUUCAAAAACUUCAACCUUCCGACGACUUUGUCAACGUUAAACUGCGACACGUAUUUCAUCACGGAUUAAAUGAGCAGUAUAAUCAACAGUAUCGAUUAGAUAUACACAAGAAAGAUGUAUAUGAAAGUAGUAACAAUGUUUUCCAGCUGAAAAUGAAGAACUCGAAUGCAACGUCUUUAAAAAAUCAGACUCGUGAAUCAUUGAAUAAUUACCGUGAAAGCUCCAUGCGUGGUUUGCAUGCCGAACAAUCCUUAACGGAUAUUUGGACUAAGAAAAAGGUUGUAUUGCCGGAUGUUACGGAUAAGGCAACAGUUUAUUCUCUUGGAAAAAUGAGUUUUAAUGCAUAUCAAAAGAUUCCAUUCGAUGGCGAUUGGCUUGACAUUGGUCCGGAUUGGAAUAUAACACCUCCAGAAGGCUUUGGUUGGGAUGAAGAUGGUCUCCGAGGCCAUGUGUUUUCCAAUAACGACAACUCUACUAUAAUUAUCUCUAUGAAGGGCACUUCUAUAUACGGCAUUGGUCGAGGAACGUCUCAAAAGGAUCGUAUAAACGAUAACUUGCUAUUUUCUUGCUGUUGUGCGCGAGUAAGUUGGGCAUGGACGACUGUAUGCGACUGUUACAAAAGUACCUACACUUGUCGUCAAACUUGCUUAGAGGAUGAAAUACAAUCUGCUACUAGGUACUAUUCCGCUUCUCUUGAUAUAUAUUACAAUUUGAAAGAACUAUAUCCUGAAGCCCAGAUUUGGUUGACUGGUCAUUCUUUAGGAGGCGCCACUGCUUCAUUGAUGGGUUUAUCUUUUGGCAUUCCUACCGUCACGUUUGAAGCUCCGGGAGAGCUUUUGGCUGCUCGUCGUCUUCAUCUUCCUAUGCCUCCUGGACUUCCUGACGAGGAAAGUCAUAUUUGGCACAUUGGCCAUACUGCUGAUCCGAUUUUCUUGGGUGUAUGUGUUGGGCCUACUACUUUAUGUUGGGCUGGCGGCUAUGCUAUGGAGUCAAAAUGUCAUACGGGCCAAGAAUGCCUUUACGAUGUUGCCAAGGAUAAAGGUUGGCAUAUUUCUUUAACACAUCACCGUAUGCAAAGUGUUUUAAACGAUGUGAUUGAUACUUACGACGAGGUACCUGUCUGUGCCCACACGCCAAAUUGUGUGGACUGCUAUCUUUGGGAAUUUCCCGAUGAUGAGAAAUAA